GUCUUUCUCAGACCGCCUUCUCUCUCCUAUUUUUGCUCGUUCUAUCUUUGUUCGAACCGUAGUAUCAUGCCCACAUUCAUGCACGUACUACAAAGCACUUGCGGGAAGUAAAGAAAAAAGGAAAGCGCAAAGUAAAAGAACUGAGUUGACGAGCUGGUAAAAUCAUUUCUUAAGUUGAGUGAACGUUGAUUAUAGCGAAUAAGAAAGAAGGAGAAGGAUCUACUGUAUUUUGCAUGAUCGACGAGUGCUAACUGGUCCGUUGAUCAGCGAUUAAAUCGCGAGGUUCAGUGUUGUAUUGUUUUCCCAGCUGGUCUUUCGUUACACGUUAAAAGGCUCCCUGGGCGACACACCACCGCCUCCCGUUUCUCGUCUGAUAAACAUUAACCGUGUUUGUUGUUCACAUCUACAUAUAAACACACGCAUUCUACGACCAGCUUUUUCUCUUUACGACUGACUUGCAGCAGAACAGGAGCAAAAUGUCAGCUGGUCCAUACAACUACUCUUACAUUUUCAAAUACAUCAUUAUAGGAGACAUGGGAGUAGGAAAAUCAUGUUUACUACAUCAAUUUACAGAAAAAAAGUUUAUGGCAGAUUGUCCUCAUACUAUUGGUGUAGAGUUUGGAACUAGAAUAAUUGAGGUAGCGGGACAAAAAAUCAAACUUCAGAUUUGGGAUACUGCAGGACAAGAGCGAUUUAGAGCAGUUACAAGGUCAUAUUAUCGUGGAGCUGCUGGAGCUCUAAUGGUUUAUGAUAUCACUCGACGCUCUACUUACAAUCAUCUUAGUAGUUGGUUAACCGACACUAGAAAUCUCACAAAUCCAAGCACUGUGAUAUUUUUGAUUGGAAAUAAAAGUGAUUUAGAUGGACAGAGAGAUGUUACUUAUGAAGAAGCAAAACAAUUUGCAGAUGAAAAUGGACUCACGUUUGUAGAAGCUAGUGCUAAAACAGGAGAUAAUGUAGAAGAAGCUUUUUUAGAGACUGCAAAGAAAAUUUUCCAAAGUAUACAAGAUGGACGUUUGGAUUUGAAUGCUGCAGAAUCGGGAGUACAGCACAAUCCUAGUCAGCCUGGUCGUACUAAUUUGCAAGGAGUAUUGAAUGUGCAACAAGGUGGCAAAGACUCUUGCUCCUGUUAAACUUUCAAUUGUAUAUAGAGCCAUAUUAUGCAUUAACAUUAAUGAUGCAUAUUACGGUUUAAAACUAAACAAAAAAAAACUUUGUUCUGUCCAGAUGUUUGAUAAAAAGUAUUUACAUAAGGGCAGUGUGAUGAUUCCAAAUAAUUUUUUUCAAUUGGCAAAUACUAAAAAAUACAUACUUCUAUGUAUGUAUAUAUAACUUGUAUUGUUAUCUAACAUAUAUUAACAAAUUGUUCAAAUCAUUACUGCAUAUUCAAAGUGAAUUCAGAGCAAUUUCUUUUAUAAGUAGUAUAAUUUUCAAAUAAUAAUUAAGACUUAUAAUCAACUUUUUAAGUGCUUCUGAACUUUUUCAUUCUUAUCUAAAAUUCAUAAUUUUUUUAGAUCAGUGCAUUUGAUACAAACAGCUUACCAAGAUAAGUUCACCAAAAUGAAAUUAUUUUUUUUUCUUAACUAUUAAUCUUAAUUUUAAUUCCUAUCCAGCGUCGUUAAUUCUCUAAUCAUGUUGUCAAAAAGCUGAUUCAUUCCUCUGUAUACUACAUUUAGAAUAUAAACAGCGGGAAUAAACUGAAGUAUGUUCGUUUGUCUGGUGAAAAAUUAAUUUUUCACAAACAUUACAUUUUGUAAAAAUGGUUGCAAAGUAAAUGCAGUUGCGAAUAUAUGCGAAAAAUCUUGGAUUAUACACAAAAAAUAUAAAGCUCUUGAAUAAAUUGAAAAGUAAUAUAGAAAACAUUUGUAUGAUCGUUAUCAAAUGUAUUUACAAAUAUUUUAAAGCCAUUAUGAAGGCGUGCUUAAUCAUCAUUACUAAAAUUAUAAUGAAAAAUUAUUACACUGUUAAUAUUAUUUGUAGUAUUAAGAAUUAUAAAUUGUGUAUAUAAAUAACUUUCUUCAAAAAAUACAUCAAUAUAUGUUUAAUUCAUAAAUAGGCCUAAAAAUGGAACAUUAUUUUUUCGUUUUUUAAAUGAACAAAUUUUUUUGUUACGUUUUUCAUGUCAAAAUUUUUAUAGAAAUGAAACUUAUUUAUAAUAUCAAUGUAUGUAAAAUGGUAA
This is a messenger RNA of Phymastichus coffea, 2179 nucleotides long. It is a transcript of the gene Rab14, whose product is annotated as ras-related protein Rab-14. Gene Ontology annotation, molecular function: GTPase activity; GTP binding. The record is from RefSeq and is a predicted model, not a curated record. The transcript has 7 exons. Gene Ontology annotation, cellular component: phagocytic vesicle; recycling endosome; trans-Golgi network. Bases 477 to 1133 code for a protein of 218 amino acids. NCBI's taxonomy places the organism in Eukaryota, Metazoa, Arthropoda, Insecta, Hymenoptera, Eulophidae. Gene Ontology annotation, biological process: phagosome maturation; defense response to bacterium; endocytic recycling.